Molecule: messenger RNA, 1686 nt
Organism: Clonostachys rhizophaga
Lineage: Eukaryota; Fungi; Ascomycota; Sordariomycetes; Hypocreales; Bionectriaceae
Source: the annotation of a GenBank genome assembly
GCUGGCUCCAGUUAUACCGACCGUGAUCGGGAUGGGAGUCCCCAAGAGUCGCGUCAGAACGGGGAUCUGCGGGCCAGGAAGAAGCAGAAACGUAACAAGCCGACGUUGUCGUGUCAAGAGUGUGUAGAGAGGAAGACAAAGAGGCAGACUGAAUGCAGAUAUGCACAUGUUGCCAACCUUCUUGAAGCCACCUCAAGAACCGAAGCCAAUGGGAGGCGUAUGACCAAGCCUCCUAAAAAGAAGCUCACAGGACUGGAGAGUCACUCUCCAAUCCCGAAUAUCGCUGACAGAGGCAAUGAACAUGAGACUUCAUCCAGAGGAGCGAUAGCCUUGUCUACGGGACUCUUGUCCAACGUGCCAUACUCAAUUCCCAAAGCCAGCAACGUGUUUGGUAUUGGAUCGGAGCACCCUUUUGCCAACUAUUGGACUUGUGAAGGAGGCUUGCCCGAGGUCGUUUCGGUACUCCCUGACAAAAUUCAAGCCGAUAUUCUCAUCAAUCGGUAUUUUGAAUGCGUCGACCCUGUCUACCCGAUGCUUCAUCGACAAACCUUUUAUGCCGACUAUGAGCAUUUUUGGCAACUCCCUUCUGAGGAGAAGAAUGAGGCCGACCCUGCCUUCGUGGGACUCAUAUUUGUUAUGCUUGCACUGGGGACACAAUUUGUUACCUCGACUUCUCCCCGGGAUCGCAAGCAGACUGCAGAGUUUUAUGCAUCUGCAAGCAACCAGGCCUUGCGUAUGUUCUCAUACCUCAGCGCUGCAUCCAUUAGGUCAAUCCAAGCAAUGGUUCUGAUCACCUAUUUCUUGAUCAAUGACAACCACGCUUCUGAUGGGUGGGCUUUCGCCGGGAUACUGAUACGACAAGCAUAUGCUAUGGGAUUACAUCGCGAUCCCAAAAUUGUGACACCGAACGCUACUCCUUUCGAACAACAUCACAGAAGGAAACUGUGGCAGGCCGUGUUGCUGCAGGAUACAUUUCUCACAGUUCUCCUGUCGUUACCGCCGUCAGCAACACAUACUGAUGUGCUGGUGGAUGACUUGCUUGAAGAUGGAGCCUCUAUCGCGAGUUCUGAUCCCACCGAUACGGCCUACGUCCGGGCUUCUUGGACGCUGGCCAAUCUGGUACAAGAAACGAUCUGCUCACCGCGCUCGUUAGACCUACCCAUAUGCGCCACGGCGAGGCACAAAUCCAAACUAGUAGCGGACUUUCGGGCAGUCUAUCGAUCGUUUCCAGACGUUUUCCGGUCCUGGGAUCCUGAUAGUCUCUCCAGUCUAUCCAAGACCAACAAGCGGGUUGUACGGCAGACCUUAUUCCUGACCAGCAAUUACUUCCACAACUUGAUGCUUGUGCAUGCAUCGGAGAGCGCAGAGGUCCCCGUCAACGUGCGAGGCACGCUUGAAGCGGCACACGAGGCCAUUGCCGCCUUUUUCAUGCUGUUCAACUUACUAGAGCCCGAGGCACGGGUGUGGUGGGUUUUCAACCAUCGAGCGUUUCUGGAAGCUCUCUGUAUUGGAAAUGUUCUUCGCGAGACUUCCAAGGAGGUAGGAGGAGAGGAUUUAUUAGCCCGCGAUCCAUUGUUCGUAAGGGCAAAGUCUGAUAUCAGUCGGAUGAUCCAAAUCAUGCAGAUAAUGGGUGAUGAGUCAGAAGUUGCGCGGACGCGGGUUCAGGUAUUGAGCGAGUUUCUCAAU